AAAUUUCCCCUGUUUUAUAAUUAGGGCUUCGUUUACGACUCUGCGUGCGGUGGAUUAGAGAGAGAAAGAGAUAAAGAGAGAGAUAGAGAGAUGGCUGGUGUGAACGCUUCGGAACAGAGAAGGAAGAAUCGCAGUUUAAGGAUCAACGAGAUACAUGGAGUACUGAAGGAAUUGCUUGAGGGUAUGGAGAACGAUGAAUCGUCGAAAAUAAAGGCGAACAACUUCAAGUUAAGGAUCAAUAAGAUACUCAGACAAUUGAGUAAAUUGCAAGGGGAGAAACCCGAAUUGGAAUCGGAUUCUGAACCCGACUCCGGAUCCGAACCGGAUGAGGAUGAAGUACUGGAACGGGAUGUGGAUCUGUAUAUGGGUGAAAGACUGUCACUGGAUAUGGAUAAGGUUGAGUUAGAGAAGAGGGUUAAGAAGAAGAAGGAGUUAGAUGAGGCGGAAUUCGAUGCGGAGGAGCACAUGUUAAGUAUCCAACAGCUGCUGAUUCAUCAAUCUAAUGAAGAUGAUCCGUUUACUAUGAAGCGCCCCCGCCCCAAGAAUAAAAAGAAGAUUCCAUCAUUCUCUGGAGGUUCGAGCCUGGUGUAUGAGCCAUCUCUUAUAGGCAAUGAUCCCAAAACUUUGCAAUCUCUCCGGGGUUCUGCGCAACUAGCAAUUAAUUCUUACAACAACAAACACCAUACAGAAUACAGUGUGGUGGACAUGGUGGGAGCAAUCCAAAGUCAGUGCGCCGGUUACGUAUUGCAUCUGGGAUUUACAGCCAUCAAGCCUGGUGAUGCCGUUGCCAAACAUUUCCAAACAGUCAUUUACUACGGAAUUGGCAAAAUUGAUGUACAGAGUGUUCGUAUUGUUGAUUGACCUAACGAAUAGGUGAUACCUGGUUUAGGGAAGCAAAUUUGCCGAUUUAAGGCAAAUUGUGUUUGUUUUAAUAUAACUGGGUUGUGAACCAUAUUUAUCUUUGUUUUCUGCGUCUAGAAUCUUUUUAUAUUUGUAAAAUAUAUCAUGCUCAAUGGAACAGUGCUUAUCUUAUUUAUGUCAAAUAUUUAGUGUUUUGAUUUU
Molecule: messenger RNA, 1062 nt
Organism: Erythranthe guttata (spotted monkey flower)
Lineage: Eukaryota; Viridiplantae; Streptophyta; Magnoliopsida; Lamiales; Phrymaceae
Source: RefSeq, a predicted model, not a curated record